Balaenoptera musculus (blue whale) is the source of this 3834-nucleotide messenger RNA. RefSeq names its product shootin 1 (gene SHTN1). Bases 594 to 2309 code for a protein of 571 amino acids. The record is from RefSeq and is a predicted model, not a curated record. NCBI's taxonomy places the organism in Eukaryota, Metazoa, Chordata, Mammalia, Artiodactyla, Balaenopteridae. The transcript has 18 exons.
AAGCGGAGGCACAGCGGCGGCCGCAGGCUAGGCACGGGUUGCGGGCCCAGGUGCCACCGCGGGUGCUUCCGACGUCCGCACCUCCUGCCCCCGGGCUACCGGCCUGUCCCCGCCCCUCCGCCUGCCUGCAGGUGAAGCAGCCAAGGCCGCUGAGUAGGUGCGUGGGGAUGAUCUCACCCGCGCGCUCCGCGCCAGGAGGAGGAGGAGCGGGAGCAAAUCCAACUUCCGGGUAGUGAAGCCGCAAGCCACCGGCAUCUUGCUUUUUCUUCCCCCCUCCCCCCACUGUACCCCUCGCCUCUCCCUCCUUUCUUUUUAUUCCCGGCCCCACCUGCCAAAAUGAACAGCUCGGACGAGGAGAAGCAGCUGCAGCUCAUCUCCAGUCUGAAGGAGCAAGAACAAAGUUAUUACAUGGAUUGAGAAAACUGCACAGGAUACAAAUGAACAUCUCAGUGAAUUAUUUUUAAAAAGCAACAAUAGGUGAAUAUGAAGACCUCAGAGCAGAGAACCAGAAGACAAAGGAGAAGUGUGACAAAAUUAGGCAAGAACGAGAUGAAGCGGUUAAAAAACUGGAGGAAUUUCAGAAAAUUUCUCACAUGGUUAUAGAGGAAGUGAAUUUUAUGCAGAACCAUCUUGAAAUAGAGAAGACUUGUCGAGAAAGUGCUGAAGCUUUGGCGACAAAGCUAAAUAAAGAAAAUAAAGCAUUGAAAAGAAUCAGCAUGUUAUACAUGGCCAAGCUGGGGCCAGAUGUAAUAACUGAAGAGAUCAACAUUGAUGAUGAAGAUUCAACCAUGGACCCUGAGGGUGCUGCCGAGACUUGUGUCUCAGUACAGUGUCAGAAACAAAUCAAGGAACUUCGAGAUCAAAUUGUAUCUGUUCAGGAGGAAAAGAAGAUAUUAGCCAUUGAACUGGAAAAUCUCAAGAGCAAACUUGUAGAAGUAAUUGAAGAAGUAAAUAAAGUUAAACAAGAAAAAGAUGUUUUAAAUUCGGAAGUUCUUGAACAGAGAAAAGUCUUAGAAAAAUGCAAUAGAGUGUCCAUGCUAGCAGUAGAAGAGUAUGAGGAAAUGCAAGUGAACUUGGAACUGGAGAAGGACCUUCGAAAGAAAGCAGAGUCGUUUGCACAAGAGAUGUUUAUUGAACAAAACAAGCUAAAGAGACAAAGCCACCUUCUGCUACAGAACUCUGCUCCUGACCAGCAGCUUUUGAAAGCUUUAGAUGAAAAUGCAAAACUCAUACAGCUCCUUGAAGGAGAGAGAAUUGAGCAUCAACAAACGGUCAAAAAAUUAGAAGAGCAGCUACAAAAUGAAACUCUCCGCAAAGAGAUGCACAACCUCAAACAGCAACUGGAGCUUCUAGAAGAAGAUAAAAAAGAAUUGGAAUUGAAAUAUCAGAAUUCUGAGGAGAAAGCUAGAAAUUUAAAGCAUUCCGUUGAUGAACUCCAGAAACGGGUGAACCAGUCUGAGAAUUCGGUACCUCCCCCACCUCCUCCUCCACCACCGCUUCCUCCUCCCCCUCCAAAUCCUAUCCGAUCCCUCAUGUCCAUGAUCCGGAAGCGAUCCCACCCCAGUGGCAGUGGUGCUAAGAAAGAAAAAGCAGCUCAACCAGAAACAGCUGAAGAAGUCACAGACCUGAAGAGGCAAGCAGUUGAAGAGAUGAUGGACAGAAUUAAAAAGGGAGUUCAUCUCAGACCAGUUAAUCAGACAGCUAGACCCAAGGCAAAGCCAGAAUCUUCAAAAGGCUCUGAAAGUGCAGUGAAUGAACUAAAAGGAAUACUGGGGACACUUAACAAAUCCACUAGUUCAAGAAGCUUAAAAUCCCUUCACAUUGAAAACAGUGAAACUGAGUUAGAAAGGAUUUUGCGUCGCAGAAAGUUGACAACAGAAGCAGAUAGCAGUAGUCCAACUGGAAUAUUAGCCACCUCAGAGUCCAAAUCCAUGCCAGUGUUGGGUUCUGUAUCCAGUGUAACAAAAACAGCCUUGAACAAGAAAACUCUGGAGGCAGAAUUCAACAGCCCGUCCCCCCCAACACCUGAGCCAGGUGAAGGGUCGUGUAAAUUGGAAGGAUGCACAAGUUCCAAGGUUACAUUUCAGCCUCCCAGUAACACUGGAUGCAGGAGACAAUACAUUGGCAGUGAAAAACAAGCUGAACCAGUUGUAGUUUUAGAUCCUGUUUCCACAUAUGAACCCCAAACCAAAGACCACGUUGCUGAAAAAGAUCCAACUCAACACAAGGAUGAUGAAGGUGAAAUUAAACCAGAAUACAAAGAAGACAGUGUUGAAAAAAUAAGAGAUACAGACAGCUCCAACUGCUGAUCCAUAAACCAGAAGGCGGAUGUGUCCAGAAGUCCUUUUUAACGAGCACAUGCUUUAGUUUUGGUGUAUUGGCAAGGGCUAUAGACAUUCUGUUCUUGUCACUGUAUUCAGAGUAUAGGUUCUUUUUUGAUGUCACUUUUGUAAGUUCACUUAUAAAUAUAAGUAAGCUAUUUAGCAAAGUACACAUUCUUUAUAGUUUUUUUAAUCUUUAUAGGAUAAGAUUUUUUUCUAGUUACUGUAUUAAGUGUGACUUCUUUUAGAAGUUUACAAAAAAUUCAUGUUAUCUUUUUAGGUAAUGUGCAUACCACUAAUCAACUGUAAUGAUGAAAGUUUGCAGCACUUGUGUAUAAUUGGAUAAACAGAAGUGACUAGGUUAAGGUGAUUUUAAAAGCCCCCAAAGAAGCUUCUGUUUUGGGUCUGAUCCUUUUUUGAUGGAGAAACUUCAGUAGCAUGGGAAUUGUUAGGCACUGUGGCAUACAAAUUACUUUCUAGGAUAUACUGAGAUAAGCUUAAAAUUCAGGAGCUGAUGUCAAACUAGUAGUCCCAUACCCAGUGUUAAUUACACACAUUAUUAACUGUGGGAUGAAAAACACAUACUAUUGAUUGUGUCCAAAGCCUCCCAAGGACUUUGGAGGGAAGGCUCUAGUGGCCAGAAGGCAGAAUUGAGGUGGAAGUCCAAACCCUGAAUUUAAUAGAGUAUUAUCUUGGUAAACCGUGUGUUCUGUGCUGUGAGUUAAUUGUGUUUUCUCAUGGACUCAUGUGGCACAAGGACCAUAUUUUAUCACAGUUCUUAUGUACAGUGGAGAUGGGUGACAAGCAUACAAUUGUCUUGCUUCACUGCUGUUCUACAUUACACAGGUUUGUUGUUCUUUUUAAAGAAAUUAGGUGGUAGUCUCUAAAAAUACAAUGUUUCAGUCUACCACAGUGAAUAAAUAGAAAUGUAAUCAGGGAUUUAAAAAAAAAAAAACCUUAUGCAGCUUUUCAAAGUUGAUUGUUUCAAAACUGAUGUUUGUUAAAAAUAAGUGGUAAUGUACUUGAGUGCAUUUUUUUAUGACAGUGAUUCAGUAAUGGUAAUUUUACUAUUAAAGAAAGUGAAAGGUUUAGUUUUGUUAGCAUAGCUCAGCAUGAAGCUGUCAGGUGUUUCUCACCUAAGGGCAAAAGAAAAUGAUAGUAAUAAUUGCAGUAGUUGUAUUUUAUUUUUGCACGUAUGCUAAACAUAGGCUUGAAAAGGUGGAUAGGCAGGUAAAUGUACUUCCUAAAUUUGGAGAUAAUUAUCUUUCUGUAGGCUCGUUAUGCUUGAUUGUUUCCAUGUUCUUCCAGUGAUGAUUUUACAGUUACUUAUCAGUUUACUCAUAGGGAAUUAUAAUGUAAUGUUUUUCAACUGUGAUUUCCCCUAAUUGAAUAAUACUGCUAUAUGAUAUACUAACUACAAACUGCAUUAAUUCACUUAAACAAGUUCUGUUAUGCUGUGAUUUGAACUCUCCUCACCACACUUAUUAAAAAGCACCAAGUUUCCCUUGUUAAA